CAAGAGAAGAGAAGAGAAGAGAAGAGAAGAGAAGAGAAGACAAGAGAAGACAAGAGAAGACAAGACAUGACGUCCUCUGGAAUCACAGCUCUGCUCCUGCUGACUGUCCUGCUGUGUGCUGACUUCACAGCAGCUGAGGUUGUGGUCGACUGUUGCCUCAAAACCACGGACAAGUUCUUCCCUCUGAUUCUGAUUGACAGCUACACACUGCAGGAGGCGGGACAAGGCUGUGACAUAAGCGCCACUGUCUUCAUCACAAAGUUGGAGAAAACCGUGUGCAUCGUUCAUCCUGAAGAAGAAAAGAAGAAAACAAAGUGGGUGAAAUCUCACAUCAAGUAUCUGGAGAAGAAGAAAGAGGAGAUGAACUGAUGAACUGAGGUGUGGGAGCAGUGCAUUGUGGGACAUUACUGAAAAUCAAAGAGGAAUGGAAACAUCAACAAAUGUUUGAUAAUAAUCUGUGGAUAAUCUGUGGAUAAUCUGUGGUCCUGAAAAAGUUUCACUGAGCUUUUGUGUAAAAUGUUGUAAAGUUAUUUCAAAUAAAGUUUGACA
Solea solea (common sole) is the source of this 549-nucleotide messenger RNA. RefSeq names its product C-C motif chemokine 20-like. Lineage: Eukaryota; Metazoa; Chordata; Actinopteri; Pleuronectiformes; Soleidae. Gene Ontology annotation, cellular component: extracellular region. The record is from RefSeq and is a predicted model, not a curated record. Gene Ontology annotation, molecular function: chemokine activity; CCR chemokine receptor binding. The transcript is spliced from 4 exons. The coding region runs from base 67 to 369 and encodes 100 amino acids. Gene Ontology annotation, biological process: cellular response to type II interferon; monocyte chemotaxis; G protein-coupled receptor signaling pathway.